Messenger RNA from Lepisosteus oculatus (spotted gar), 2328 nucleotides. The record is from RefSeq and is a predicted model, not a curated record. Lineage: Eukaryota; Metazoa; Chordata; Actinopteri; Semionotiformes; Lepisosteidae.
AUUAAUCGUGUUGUCAUUGUUAUUUUAACCUUUAUGUAAAGCCUGCUAUGAUUCGUGGUUUACCAACAGCUUUUCUUUCAGCUUUUUAGAAUUGUUCUAUAGAUUUUAAUGUUUUCCAAAAUCUGGCAUUGGAUUGCUUCUUUCUGAAACACUUUAAACGUAUUUUUCUACUCCUAUAGGUUAGUUGGCAUCAUCAUUAAACUAACCUUUAGCUUGCAUUGUGGCUGUACUUAAUUGUUGGCUGAGGAAAAUGUGUCGUUCACCCUAGUUAUUCUAACUGGAGGUUAUUGUCUAGCAUCAGUAUCCAUUAGUGCUGUAUUAAGCAAGUCUGGAUUUGUAGAACAUGACGAAAAUGUUCACAUAUAUCUGGCAGUACCUGUACACAGCUUUCUUUAGGUUUUGGCUGAAGUGGUUUAUAAGACAAGUAACAGGGAAAUGUGAACUGCAGCGCAUUUGUCAAGGAUAUAAUCCCGGAGCAACCAGAACUAUGAAGACAGAAUAUUCCUUGAAAUCCUCAAAAAGCCAGAUUUUAAGAAAUGCAGUGAAUGUUGAAGAAGAUGAGGUGGAGAUAUGUGUCACCAGAAUAAUAAAGGAAAAGAAUAUUCAUGAACAGAAGGAUCCAAAGUUUAAGAUAAACCUUCAAGUGUGUUUACUUCAAAUAUCUGGUUACCAGAGACUCUGCGUAGCUGUGGAGGACCUCCGGAAACAGGCUUUUGAUUCUGCAGUGAAUGAGCAUGAAAACAUGCUUUUGAAGCAGUGGGGAGAUAUUGGUUUCCAAGGAGAUGACCCUAAAACGGACUUUAGAGGAAUGGGCAUGCUGGGCUUGACCAACCUUAUUUUCUUUAGCGAGAAUCACACUGAAGUGGCUCGACAGGUACUGUCACACUCAAACCAUCCUAAACUUGGCUAUUCCUAUGCUAUAGUUGGAAUAAAUCUCACAGAGAUGGCUUAUAGUCUGCUGAAUAGUGGAGCUCUGAAGCCUCAUUUCUACAACGUGGUGCCUGGAAACCCACAACUAGAACACUUCCAUCGGGUUUACUGUUACCUUGUCUAUGAGUUUGAUAAAUUUUGGUUGAAGGAAGAGCCUGAAAGCAUCAUGGAGUUUAAUCAUUACAGAGAAAAGUUUCACGAAGAGGUGAAAAGACUUUUGCUGGAACCUGAUGUGGCCCUUUGUUUAACCUUGGAAACUAAACAAUAAUAGAAACUGGUCAUUUAAAACCUGAUUUAUAGAUAACCUUUGAAUAAUAAUUGUAAAAGCUUUGCUACCCUUUCCUUUUAAUUUAAACCCCCUAAAACCUUUUUUAUAACAGUAUUUAUAUGUGCUUUAGACAAAAUGUGUAGAUUCAAUAGACAAUCAUUCCAGUGUUUACACUAUUUCUUGUCGAAAGUGAAGUACGAAGUUAGUGGUUAUUUUAGUAUUGAGCAAUUUUAUGAGCUUGCAGUGUUUGAAAAAUAAUUGGUUUUUGAACAAUAAGUUGCACAUGUGUUAAUUGAAGAUAGUAAUGGUUACGUUAUUAAAAAUCGCUGAAGACAAUUUAAAACAUUUUUAUGCUGGAUUUCAUUGUUGAAAUUGUAGCACAUUUUUGAGACUGUUCUAUAUUGCCUAGUCAUAAUCUUUCUCAGGAAAACUAUUUAUAUCCAUAGUAAGUUCACAUUUUAUAUUCUGUCAGUACUGAGAAUUUGUUGGUUGCCACUCCUGCAGUGUUUCAUAUUAUUGGCCAUUAUCUUCAGUGUUUUCUUGCCCAGCUUUACAUUUAACAGGACUAAAUCUGCAUGAAGUUUUACAAUGUUUUAAUGCCACAAUAAGAAUAUCAAUAUACUUUACAAAUGAUGUAUCAUAUGUCUCGUACCUCUGUAAUAAAUUAUUUUUCACAUCAUUUACUGACAUGCAUUAAACAGACCUGAUGUACUGUAUUUGUCUAGACAACAUACGAUAUACUCACAGAUUCGUUCUUUUCUGAGAAAAAUCCUAAAAUGAUCAGGCAUUGUGACUUCAUUGUUUGUCUAACUGAUUAUUGGGAACUUGUCGUGUCCCCACCAUGGCUGACUUUUGCUUGUCUUCAGCCAUGUGCUACAGUAUAAAAAUGUGCUUUACAUUCAGCUCUUUUGACACUUCAGACAUCAAAAGAGAUUUCCGUUCUGUUCCAUAUUUCUGAAUGGGGCUUGGAGGCUCUGUAUGCUUACCUUUCCAUCACUUUCACCUCUGGAUGAUAUCCGUCCUGCUGUCCCUUCUUUUCAGAACUGUAAUUUUGUACUUUUUAAUCACAAUUUUGUUGAGCUCAUCUUCUUCUGAUGUUUUUGGUUGUGAAAUAAAUUUUCACACACUGA